Capsicum annuum is the source of this 3618-nucleotide messenger RNA. RefSeq names its product cytochrome P450 81Q32. Lineage: Eukaryota; Viridiplantae; Streptophyta; Magnoliopsida; Solanales; Solanaceae. The coding region runs from base 2000 to 3481 and encodes 493 amino acids. Gene Ontology annotation, molecular function: monooxygenase activity; heme binding; oxidoreductase activity, acting on paired donors, with incorporation or reduction of molecular oxygen. The transcript has 2 exons. The record is from RefSeq and is a predicted model, not a curated record.
CGACAAGUGGAAUAGCUGGGAUGACCUGCCUAAUGAAUUCGUGCAACAAUUUCAAUACAAUAUGGAGUUGAUUCCUGAUGAGAAAUUCCUAACUAAUAUGAAGAAAAAGAGUACUGAAACUUUCAGAGAGUAUGCGAUUAGAUGGCGUGAACAAGCUGCUAAGGUGAAACCGCUAACAAAAGAAAGUUAGGUAGUGAAGGCGUUUAUUCAAACGCAGGAUGAAACAUAUUAUCAACACUUGUUACCUGCAUUAGGCAGGCCAUUUAUUGAGGUCCUCAAAAUGAGGGAGAUGAUAGAGGAUUGAAUUAAGACCGGUCGCAUUGUGAGUUUUGCAAUAUUGAAAGCGACUGCUCAAGUAAUUCAAAAAUGUUCGGGAAGUGUUGGAGGAAACAAGAAUGAGGAAGAUGCAUCUGCCAUUGUAGUUGGACAACAAGCAUGGGCGAGAGGACCACACCAUCGUUACCCAUGGGCUCAAACCCAAGUUUAUGCCCAAGCUCCACAGAAUCUUUCCCAAAAUCCAUUAUAUUCCAAUCCCCUAUCUCCAUAUCAAGUGUAUGAUGCACAACCAUAUGUUCAACCCCCAUCUUACCCACACUGGCGCGUGCUAACUCUAUCGAGUCAUCCUCUAACUCCACAUACAUACCGAAGCCCUUCUAGGCCUGGUUUUCAAUUUAAGCCAAACAAUGAAAUGAGACAGAAGUCGAGGGAUCGUUUUACACCAAUCGGAGAGUCAUAUGCCAGUUUAUUUCAGAGAUUAGUACAACGGGACAUAAUCACUCCUCUUCUUGGGUAUACUCCUGACCCGCAUUCAAGAAAUUUUGAUCCUAAUGUACAAUGUGCAUAUCAUUCUAAUGUUCAAGGUCACAGUAUUGAAGACUGUCGUGCCUUGAAAAGAGAAAUAGAAAAGAUAAUUCAAGAUAAAUCGAUUAUGGUGCAGAACAUUGAUAGCGAGGAAAGCUCUAGUCAUGCUGAUAUGCAAACCAGUGGCUAAGUUGUCAGGAUGAGCAAUUGAGAAGUCACCCCUCUCCCUAUUAGGAAGAGGUUUGGUAGUUUAUUUUUUUUACUUUUUUCUUUUUCGAAUUAUUUCAGGGUUGUAGUUCGGGAUCUAUCUUGUUUUGUCCUUUUGUCGUUUAUGUUCAACCCCUUCUAUCUUUUAUUUCAACUAAAUGAAUUGUCCCUUUUCCUUUGUAUUCUAAAAUAUGUGUUGUUUGUUUGUUUUCUUUAUACAAUACAUUUUAUGUUGACUCUAGUGAUAUGACAUGCUUGUGGAAUUUUUUGCUAGAUCUUAAAAUCCAGUUUAAGCAUAAACAUUGAAUUAGAGGGUUAAAAUUAGAAAAAGAGAGCAUCUGAGAAAAUAGAUAGAGUGUUGGGGCAUUUGGUGAUUAAGUUAAAGUUUCUUUGAAAAUUAAGACAAUUAUUUUUAGAAUCGUGAGAAUAACUUGGUCAUUAAUUGAAAGACAUAUCUCAAUUAAGUCAAGCAGUGAAUGCACGAUCCUAUGUCAAAAGAAACAGAAAGAAAAUCAUCUCCACGAAGUCAUGAGUCCUUUAGCAUGAGGAAUGUACAACGAAAGUGGAGUUGUAUGUUUGACAACGGUAGAAGAAGAAUUGGCACACAUGCUCAGUUGAAGUUAGUGUUGUUAAAGUGUCACAAAUGAUCUUUAUCUUUUAUUUCAUAUUGCAUGAUAUGUACUUACAUUUUCAAGGAUUGAUAUGAUGAAGACGUUUCAUUCUGAUAUUCAAAGAUUGUGUCAUUCUUUGUUUACCCCAUUUAAACUUAUUUUUAUUUUCUUUCAUAUCCCUAUUUUGAAAUCAAGAUAAAAUCAGUAAAAUUCAAAAGAAAAGUAUCGAGCAAACAAAUAGAGUCAUAAUUUUUUUAUUUUUUAUUUUUAAAAAGAAGAGUAGGACCAAUGAAUUGAAAAGUCAAUGUUGAUUCGCCAACCCCAUCAAUAUAUAAACCACGCUAGUGCAACAAGUUGAUACGUAUCCCAAGAGGAUAAAAAUGGAAGCAACUUGGUUGAAUAGUACUUCACUCACUAUUUUGUUUUUACUUGUAGUUGUGAAGCUCGUAUCCUCAAAAAGAAGAAAAUUCAAUGUCCCACCAAGCCCACUACUUAAACUCCCAUUAAUAGGCCAUCUCUAUCUCCUUACACCUCCUCUAUAUCGCACUCUUGCUAGGCUCUCAACUAAAUAUGGCCCUGUGUUCUCCCUUCAAGCUGGUACCCGUCUUGUUGUGGUGGUUUCCUCCUCAUCUGCUGCAGAAGAAUGUUUCACCAAAAACGACACCGUUUUUGCUAAUCGCCCUCGCUUAAUUAUAGGAAAGUACAUAGGCUAUAACUAUACUACUCUCGUUGGUUCCCCUUAUGGUGAUCAUUGGCGCAACCUUCGCCGCCUCUGCGCACUCGAAAUAUUCUCCACUAAUCGUCUCAACAAUUUUCAGCCCAUUAGACAACAUGAAAUCAAGUUUCUAGUUCACAGAGUGUUUCACAGCUCUGGCGACAAUCCUGUUGAACUUAAGUCCAAGUUCUUUCAGAUGUCGUACAAUAUUAUCAUGAGAAUGGUAGCUGGAAAGAGAUAUUACGGUGAAGAGGUAGAUACCGAGGAGGCAAAUCAUUUUCGGGAGCUUGUUGAAGAGGUUAUUACUUAUGGGGGUGCAUCAAAUCCUGCGGAUUUCAUGCCUGCAAUAUUUAAGUUGUUUUUCAGGAGUAUCGAGAAGAAUUUAGCCAGGAUUGGUAAAAAGAUGGACGCGGUCUUGAAACGUUUGAUUGAUGAACACCGUCGUGAUAAAAGCAGGAAUACCAUGAUUGAUCAUUUGCUCUCUUUGCAAGAAUCACAACCAGAAUAUUACACUGAUCAAAUCAUUAAAGGAAUUAUAUUGGUCAUGUUGAAUGCGGGGACUGAAACAUCAUCGGUGACAAUAGAAUGGGCAAUGUCUCUUCUACUCAACCAUCCAGAGGUGUUGGAGAAGGCCAGAACUGAAAUAGACAACCAUGUGGGUAGGGAUCGUUUAGUGGACGAAGCAGAUUUACCUAAGCUGAAAUACCUUCAGUGUAUCAUCUUGGAGACACUCCGGUUGUAUCCAGCAAUACCAAUGCUAGUGCCUCAUCAAUCAUCUGAGGACUGCAAGGUUGCUGGCUUCCACAUUCCUCGUGGCACGAUGCUGCUGGUGAAUGCUUGGGCCAUCCACAGGGACCCCUUACUUUGGGAGGAUCCAGAUAGCUUCAAGCCAGAAAGGUUCGAAGAUGUGGAAGUGGAAUCAUGGAAGCUAUUGCCAUUUGGAAUGGGAAGGAGAGCGUGCCCAGGUGCUGGACUUGCUCAACGUGUGGUUGGUUUAGCUUUAGGAACUUUGGUGCAGUGUUUUGAGUGGCAAAGGGUAAGCGAAGAAAAGGUUGAUUUGAAGGAAGGAAAAGGUAUCACUAUGCCAAAAGCCAAGCCACUCAUGGCUAGGUGCAAAGCUCGUGACAUUGUUCACAAAGCUCUUUAACAAAUAUCCUAAUGUUUCUAGCGUCUUUCUUGUAUUUUGUACUUGCUCCAUACCGUUAGAAAGGUUUGAAUUAGUAAUGUAAUUUGUGUUUUCAUUCUCUCCUAUAAUAUGCACUAUCUAGAAUUCUCAUUUGUCAA